AUGGCAAGUGGGGCCGUGUACUCGGUACCGGUGCGGGUGGCACAGUUUGCCUCAUUUGUGCACGAAGUAAAGCAGGAGGUGCUGUCUAGUAUCUAUGCUGUCAAGCAAUUUCGCCCAAGACGUUCCGGCGAAUCGGUUAUCGAAACAGUCAACAUCGUCUGCGAUCAUGGCCAUUACUAUGAGGUCAUGGAGUAUGUUCCCUACGACCUCUUCAGCGUCGUCGUGUCUGGCCGCAUGCUACGUCCAGAAAUUUUCUGCGUCUUCCGUCAGAUCUGCAACGGCGUCGCAUACCUUCGCUCUCUAGGCCUAGCACAUAGAGAUCUAAAGCUCGACAACUGCGUCAUGACACAGGGCGACAUCGUUAAACUAAUCGAUUUCAGAACUGCUGUCGUAUGUUGA
Messenger RNA from Suillus plorans, 399 nucleotides. Its product is annotated as kinase-like domain-containing protein. The record is from RefSeq and is a predicted model, not a curated record. Bases 1 to 399 code for a protein of 132 amino acids. Gene Ontology annotation, molecular function: protein serine/threonine kinase activity; ATP binding. Gene Ontology annotation, biological process: intracellular signal transduction; protein phosphorylation. NCBI's taxonomy places the organism in Eukaryota, Fungi, Basidiomycota, Agaricomycetes, Boletales, Suillaceae. The transcript has 2 exons.